Messenger RNA from Myotis myotis, 1103 nucleotides. RefSeq names its product outer dense fiber protein 4-like. Bases 32 to 979 code for a protein of 315 amino acids. The transcript is spliced from 5 exons. Lineage: Eukaryota; Metazoa; Chordata; Mammalia; Chiroptera; Vespertilionidae. The record is from RefSeq and is a predicted model, not a curated record.
UCGUAGGUUCAGUAUCCCCAGGCCUUCGCCGAUGCCCCACAUCCCCCUGGCCUGCGUAGAAUCAGUUGCCUACACCAAUCAAACCAGUUUGGGAGACAACUUGACAAGCACCCAGAGUCAAAGUUUAAGGGUUCCAGGCAUCAAGUUCCCAAACCGGGCCAGUGUGGACGUCCCCCCUUCAAUUACCGAGAGCCCUGAGGCCAGCAUGGAAAGCAUGGAACAAAUUCUCUGGACCUCCCAGGAGGACUUCAAAGAAUCUUUGUACAACCUCCAAUUAAGCAAAAAUACUCCAGAUAGCGAUGUCCAAAGCAUCCCGCUACACAGCUCCACGGACACCAGCUCUUCCAGGUUUUUGGUCAGGGCUGAACGCAGACAUUCACAGCUGCCCGUGGGCACGCGGCUGCUGCACCAGGCCAAGAAGCUCAGCCGCCAGCUGAGCCUGGUGCUGAGCCUGGUGGGCGCGGUGAUCAUCGGUCUCAUCACUCUGGGCCAGCCCUGGGUCCACUUCCAGGUGCCACUGACACUCCCUGGGGGUCCUGCUGACCCCCCGCCCCAAACCAUCCCCAUCAACACCAUCUUCGUUGUGCGGUGUUCUGACGUCUCCUGCCUGCAUGAGCAAGACCACAAUGCUUACUUGCUGGACUCUGCCUGGGCCUUCUUCUUCAUUUCCGCCUUCACCAGCUUCUGCCUCUGCCUCAUACUCAUAGACAUCACCUUCUUCACCAAGUCCAACGUGCCCGUGCUGGACUUCUCCAACAUCGUCCUCAGCAACCUGGCAGGGACCAGCAUGGUAUUGGGUGUCCUGUUCUACCUGCUGCAGGCCCAUGAGUUCCUGCAGGAAGGCAUGACGUACAGUCUGGGGCGUAGCUUCUACCUGGCGUGGACUGGCAUCUUCUGCUUCCUGGCGAUUGGUAUCAUUUCCUACAUGAACUACGUGAAUUUCUGGUUCAUCCUGGCACCCCAGGCCAUCUGGACUUAGGACAUGGGAAUGGCCCUCCUUCCUUCCUGCUCCCACAGCUCCCUGCCACGGGGCUGAGACCCUGCUCUCCAGCCCUCACACCCGCCACGACUCUUGUCCCUUUUCAGUCCCCUCUGAGUCUCCC